Molecule: messenger RNA, 7125 nt
Organism: Polypterus senegalus (gray bichir)
Lineage: Eukaryota; Metazoa; Chordata; Cladistia; Polypteriformes; Polypteridae
Product: deleted in malignant brain tumors 1 protein-like
Exons: 33
Coding region: 1-6531 (2176 amino acids)
Cellular component (GO): membrane
Source: RefSeq, a predicted model, not a curated record
AUGGAGCGCAGUGAGGCCACUGCAGGAGAUACUCUUCAGGUCCGAGUGAAUGGAAGCAGUUCUUGUGCCGGUAGAGUUGAAGUCCUCUUUAAUGGUCAGUGGGGCCACGUGUGCAGCUACGCCUGGGACCUGCCAGAUGCAGAGGUGGUGUGUAAGCAGCUGGACUGUGGAUCUGCCAUUUCUGCUCCUCAUCUUAUACACCUUGAGUCUCUUCCUGAAGACCGAGUGCUGACUGGAGUAAAGUGCAGAGGGAAUGAAACUGAGCUGAGUCAGUGUGAGGCAGCAACCCAGGAGGAGCGGCCUUGUCAGCAUGAAUGGGAUGGAGGUGUUAUUUGCGCAAAAUCUACUCAAGAAAAAAAUAUGGAUGACACAGGAAGAGUAGAUGUCUAUUACAAAGGUCAAUGGGGAACAGUUUGUUCAACUAACUGGAGAAUAGAAGAAGUACAACUUGUGUGUAAGCAAACGGGGUGUGGAGAAGCAGAAACUGUUCCUCAAAUGCGUAUACCCUCUGGUGAUGCUCCCAUCUGGCUGGAUAAUGUCCACUGCUCAGGGAAUGAAACCUUCUUAUGGGAAUGUCCUUCUAAUCCCUGGGGCCAACAUGAAUGUGAUCACAGUAUGGCAGCCACAAUUAUAUGUAAAGGAAGGAUACGUGAUUUUUCUGGACUUAUGGUCUCUCCAGCUGUGGAGAACACCCUCUCAGAUGGGGUGGAGGAUGCCUGCACACACUCUGUGAAAGGAGAAGCUACCAGUAGACUGCAGCGAGAACUGCCAGCAUCUGAGCCAGCCAGACUCUGUGCUGUCAAUAUAUCACUUGAGAAUGGAGGAAGUCCCUGUGCUGGCAGAAUGCAAAUUACAGCUAACAGUGGGAAAAGUACAUUUCCUGAUGAAUUAAUUAACAGUCCAUUGGCGGACGUUUUGUGCAGGCAGCUUGGUUGUGGAUCAGCUGUCUCAGUCAAAAGAGAGGCUUACUUUGGAGAAACGACUGCUGGUCUUUGGACUAUCCCAGUUCAUUGUGUGGGAAAUGAAUCAUUUAUCUGGCAGUGUUCUUCCAAACUUUACCCUAGUGCUGAAUUUUUUGAGGACAUUCAGAGUAAUUUUGCAGGAAUGGUGUGUUCUGCUCACUUACAGCCAAGAUUGGUCAGCAGUGAGGACCCCUGUUCCGGCCGUGUAGAGGUGCAGUUUGGAGAGACCUGGGGGACAAUUUGCGACUCCAGCUGGGACAUCAAGGAUGCCAAUGUUGUCUGUCAUGAGCUUCAGUGUGGGGUGGCAGUGGCAACUGCUGUAGGGGCUCUUUAUGGGAAAGGGACUGGACCUGCUUGGAAUCGACAGUUUGAAUGCAUGGGCAAUGAGUCCAUUUUGUUUGACUGCCCUCAAUCACAACCCCUGGCUGAAAACUGCAGUGACAGCAGUGACAUGUCAAUUAUCUGUUCAGGUAGAGGAGGCCCACGUUUGGUAGACGGGGCUUCAAGAUGUUCUGGAAGAGUAGAAGUCUUAUAUGGAAACAUUUGGGGUACCCUCUGUGACAAACACUUGGACCUGCACACGGCUCAUGUAAUCUGUAGACACCUUCACUGCGGAACAGCUGUUUCGAUUCCGUCAGGAGCACAUUUUGGAAGAGGAACAGGUCCAGUCUGGAAAAGAAGUUUUCUUUGUAAUGGAAGUGAGUCAGACUUGAGAAAGUGCAAAGUGUCCUGGGAUAAAGCAUCUUGUGAUCACAGUUGUGAUGCCAGUAUUAUCUGCUCAGAUGCUGAAUGGCACCUGCAACUAACAGAUGGAGGAAGUCAUUGUGAUGGUGUGGUACAAGUGAUGCUUAAUGGUACCUGGGUCAAGUUUUUGGAUUCUGACUGGGAUUUAGAAGAUGCUAGUGUGGUCUGCACUCAGCUAAACUGUGGACAUGCAAUAGAAGCACAAAAAUCCUCAAGAUACAUGUCUGAAAGAGGCAGGGUCCUACUUACUGACAUCAAUUGUGCAGGAAAUGAAUCGUCUCUACAGGACUGCUCUCAUUCGAUUAUGUCUGAAAGUGUGAAUAUUAGUGGCAGUAUUGGAGUGCUUUGUUCAGAGCACCACAGAGUCCGUCUGGCAGGUCUGAGCAGCCAGUGUGCAGGGAGAGUAGAAGUAUACCAUAGGGCCAUCUGGGGAACGGUCUGUGAUAAGUCAUGGGACCUGGUCGAUGCACAAAUUGUGUGCAGACAGCUGGGAUGCGGAACUGCAGUUCGUGCCACUGUCUUAGCUGAAUUUGGGGAAGGCUCUGGACCGGUGUGGCUGGAUGAUGUAAAUUGCCACAAUUAUGACUUCACCCUUUGGGACUGUCCAUCUGCUGACUGGGGAGAAAGCAAAUGUCUUCACAGACGAGAUGCUGGAGUUGUGUGCUCAGAGUUUAAGAACCUCCGCUUAGUCAGUGAACAGUAUGACUGUGCUGGAAAGUUGGAAGUCUUUUUUAAUGGAACAUGGGGAGAUGUUUGCACCAAUGGAAUUGAUUCCACCACUAUCAGUGUUAUUUGUAACCAGCUGGGUUGUGGUGACAGUGGCUUUCUGGAGGAGGAUAAAUAUGAUGGAAAAGGCAGGAGAGUAAAAUGGCUAGAUGGUGUGACAUGUCAUGGAUAUGAGUCAGUCCUGUGGGAGUGCCCCUCCUCACCAUGGGGAGAAAAUAACUGCCAGGAUGGUGAGGAAGCAGUCAUAAAGUGUUCAGGCAGUACUAAAAAAAUGGUUUCAAUGACAGCUGCUCCAGUAACAGAAGAGUGCUCUGGCACGCAGAACAGAUGGCUUCCUGCAUUUGGUGCUACUUGCUUGACUCUGGGCAUAUGCCUGUGUGUCUUGUCCACUGUUCUUCUCAUCAAAGCACAAGCCAUUAUCAAACAAAAAGAUCAUAAUAAGGAUUAUGAGGUUGUAUAUGAAGAAAUUGAGCAGAAGCUGAAUCCAGAAGUGCCUGAAAACAUAGAAUUUUCAAGAAACAAAAGACAUGACAACAAUUCUGGAAACAGAAAAAUAUAUAAAGAUCAACUCUACCAAGAUGAAGAUUAUGAGGGUGAUGAGAAAUGUGACCUACAGGAAGACGAGAAAUAUGAUGACAUCAAAGUGGAACAAGAAAAACGAAUUUCUAAUUCAGGGUAUGAAUAUGUGGACUCCUCUGAUGAAACAUUGACAGAAGAGCAGCUACAAUUGGAGACAGAAUAUGAUGACACUGCAGCGAAGGACUACAUUAAUACAGAAAAUAAGAAUGAAUAUAACAAUGUGGAGCCCUUUGUUCCUGCUAAGCUAGAAGACCAGCUAAAGCCAGAGAUAGAAUAUGAUGACACUGGGGUAGAGAACUACACCAUUAUGAAAUGUCUGUCAGUCAUCAUAGUGUGUGAAGGUUCUUGGGGUGCAAGUAUGUACCGAAUAUUGGCUUUCUGGACUAUCUUUGUGUGUGUCCUUCACAUGAGUUCUGCCCUUCAGGUCCGACUGGAAGGAAGCACUCGAUGUGCUGGAAGAGUCCAGAUCUUCCAUGAUGGUCGGUGGGGCCAUGUGUGCAGCUACUCCUGGGACCUGCCUGAUGCUGAGGUGGUCUGCCAUCAGCUGGGCUGUGGCACUGCAGUUUCUGCACCUCAUCAUAUUCAUCCACAAAAUCUCCCUGACGACAGAUUGCUCACUGGUGUGAAGUGUCAUGGGAAUGAGACUGAGCUCGGAGAGUGUGACUCAAGAACUCGGGAUCAAAUGUUGUGUCAGCAUAUCUGGGAUGCAGGUGUCAUUUGUGCAGACUCUACAAAAGAUAAGCAACCAUCAGAAGACAAAGGAGACAUCAAAAUGCGAUUUAUGUCCUUUGUAAGUACCUGCACAGGAAGAGUGGAAAUUUAUUACAGAGGUCAGUGGGGGACAGUUUGCUUUACUGGAUUGGGAAUGAGAGAAGCUCAUCUCAUCUGCAAGCAAAUGAACUGUGGAGAAGCAGAAACCCUUACUAGGUUUCACAUACCUCCUAUUGACUUGCCCAUCUUGAAGGACAGAGUUCGCUGCUCUGGAAACGAGACCUUUUUGUGGGAAUGUCCUUCAGAUCCUUGGGGUCAGCAUGACUGUGAUCACAUGAUGGACACAGCAGUUAUAUGCAAAGGUGCUCUUAAUAUAUCAUUAGAAAAUGGGGGAAGUCCUUGUGCAGGGCAAAUGUUUCUAAGAAGUUCUGUACUUCAAGGAUCUAUGAUUGAUAAUAUAAUGGGUGUUUCAAUGGCCAACGUUGUGUGCACGCACAUUGGAUGUGGAUCACUUGUUUCAAUUAAAAAGGAAGCUUACUUUGGAAUAAAAAGUGUAGACCCUUGGUAUUACCCUUUUCACUGCAAUGGUAAUGAGUCAUUUCUGUGGCAGUGCUUUACUGCCAUCAUUCUUAAAAAUAAACCAACUGAAGAUCCCAAAUAUGAAUCUGCUGGAAUGGUCUGCUCUGCUCACAUUAAGCCAAGACUGUUUGGCGAUAAGGACCCCUGCUCUGGCCGUGUGGAGGUACAGUUUGGAGAGACCUGGGGGACAUUUUGUGAUUCUAACUUGGACAUGGAGGAUGCCAAUGUGGUCUGUCAUCAGCUUCAGUGUGGAGUUGCAGUGGCCACCUCGACAGGAGUUUAUGAUGAAGGAAGUGGACCUGUAUGGGACCGACAAUUUGAAUGUAAGGGUAAUGAAUCCAUACUCUAUGACUGUCCUCAGUCACCACCCAAGGCUGUAAACUGCACCCAUAGAAGAGAUGCUGGAGUGAUCUGCUCAGGAAAGGGUGGCCCUCGCUUGGUGGGCGGUGCCUCAAGGUGUUCAGGACGAGUAGAAAUCUUAUAUGAUAACACCUGGGGAACACUCUGUGACAAGAACCUAGACCUGCAAACCGCAGAUGUGAUCUGCAAGCAUCUUUACUGUGGGGCAGCUGUAUCAACUCCCUCACGAGCACAUUUUGGGGAAGGGAAGGGCCCCAUCUGGAGAGACAGUUUUCAGUGUAAUGGGAAUGAGUCACGCUUGGGGGAGUGUACGGUGUCUUGGGACAAAGCAUCUUGUGAUCACAGUAAUGAUGCCAGUAUCAUCUGCUCAGAUGCUGACUGGCAGCUUCAGCUGAAAGGUGGAGAAAGCCGCUGUGAGGGCACAGUGCAGGUGAUGCUGAAUGGCACCUGGAGACAGAUUUUGGAUUCUGAAUGGGAUUUGCAGGAUGCCAGUGUGGUCUGUGCUCAGCUAAAUUGUGGUCAGGCAGUUAAACCACAGAGCAUCUCCAGAUACAUUUCUGGGAGAGGAUCAGUCAUAUUAACUGACAUUAAUUGUGCUGGAGAUGAAUUGUCCUUACAGAACUGCUAUGUUUCUGUUAUGUCUGAACUAUUCAACAUCAGUGACAGUGUAGGAGUUUUCUGCUCAGAACACACCAAAGUCAGGCUGGCCGGUCACAGCAGCCAGUGCACUGGAAGAGUAGAAGUGUACUACAACGCCACCUGGGGGACAGUCGGCAGUAAUUCCUGGGAUUUGACUGAUGCACAGGUUGUGUGUAGACAGCUGGGAUGUGGCAACGCAGUUCGCACUGCUGUCUCUGCAGAAUUUGGAAAAGGUUCUGGACCAGUGUGGCUGGAUGAAGUAAAAUGCAGAGGAGAUGAGUUGGCCUUAUGGAAGUGCCCUUCAAUUGGCUGGCGAGAAAACAACUAUGAGCACAAAGAAGAUGCUGGUGUUGUUUGCUCAGAAUUCAAGGACCUUCGCCUUGUUAGUGCUGAGUAUGUUUGUGCUGGGAAACUGGAGGUCUUCUACAAUGGAACGUGGGGAGAUGUUUGCUCUAAUGGAAUGGAUUCAGUCACAAUCAACAUUAUCUGUCAGCAACUGAGAUGUGGAGACAGCGGUUUACUGGAAGAGGGUAAAUAUGAUGAAGCAAGUAACAAAGUAAAAUGGCUGGAUGGAGUGACCUGUUAUGGACACGAACUUGCCGUAUGGCAGUGCCCCUCACUGCCAUGGGGAGAAAAUAGGUGCCAAAAUGGUGAAGAGGCAAGGAUCCGAUGUUCAGCUGCUACUGAAAGACCUCCCACAACAGCUUCACCUGAAAGAUCCACCAUGACAGCUUCUGCACAAUUUGAAAUGUGCACUGGUGAUCAGAAUAAAUGGCUGCUCCCCUUUGGAGUGACUUGCCUGAUUUUAGGUGUAUGUUUAUGUGCUGUGUCCUCUGCCCUGUUCAUCAAAGUACGUGCCAAUGCCAAGAAACAAGAAUAUGGCAAAAACUAUGAGGCUGUGUAUGAAGAAAUAGAGCAGAAGGCAAAUGUUAACUUGGAUGAAAAGUAUGAUUCCUUAAAUGAUGUUUCAACAACAGAGUAUAAAAAUGUCGAAAUACCUGAGAAAAAGACGACAAAGGAACAACCAGAUUUGGACACAAACUAUGAUGACACUGAAACACAGGACUACGUCAAUGAUAAAGAGGAGAAUGAAGAGAUGGUUACAGCGGGGUAUGACGAUGUGGAGCUCCUCAAAUCUCCAAGUUCAGAGGAGCAGCUAAAGCUGGAGAUAUUUUAUGAUGAUGUUGAUGUAGAAGACUACGCCAAUAAGAAAGAGAUCAACGGUGACUGAAGGAGAUGAGCUAUGAAGAGCUUGAGCAUCUCUUUUUAAUGCAAGAAAACAUCAACACCUGCAUUUUUGCUUUUUAUUUUUAUUGAUGACGGAAUGUCUGAAUGAUAAUAUUAUUAUGAAUUAUUUUAAUGAGUCCAUUUUUUUUUGUAAUUGGGAAACACUUUGAAAAUCAUUAAGUAGAAAACAUAUGAAUGAUGGUCUUAAUUUUUGUAUUUCUGCCUCUGUUAUGUAGCUUUUUUUAUAGUAUAUACAGAAGAAUGUCAUAAAACUAAUUUGUGGACACAGAAGAGACUAUUGAUCAUUUUUUUCUAAACCAUGUGUAUCCCACUUAUUUCUGCAUAAACAUUUAACAUACAGUAUUCAGUGUUUGUGGUUGUGUGGAUGUGUGUAUGUCUAUUUUGCGUUUCUAUACAAAUUUUCUGUAUUAUGGUGGUAUUGACAUUUCUCACCACAAACGUUUUCAUAUACUCAACUCUUCCUUGCAGUGAACCUGCAAGAAGGGUUGAUUUAUUAUCUUUUAGUUUUUAUUUGCAGGAAGGUUGCAUAGACAUUUUUUAAGUAGGAAUUGUGUUAUUAAAUUAAGCUUAAGAAAUA